Molecule: messenger RNA, 1699 nt
Organism: Salvelinus namaycush (lake trout)
Lineage: Eukaryota; Metazoa; Chordata; Actinopteri; Salmoniformes; Salmonidae
Product: centromere protein L-like
Exons: 5
Coding region: 232-1398 (388 amino acids)
Source: RefSeq, a predicted model, not a curated record
GGUGUGCUUGGUAUCGACAGUUAGUUGCUUGUAGUGUGUCCAUCCGUUGUAUUUACAGAUUAGUGUGCUCAACUUGUAUAACACAUGGUGGGGAAGGAGCGAUCUAUUUCUGACCAAAGAUGUCAAACUACGAUAAGGAUCUAUAACAAUAUUUGGAGAUAGAUACGAGACAUUGGACAGCAUUUGAAGCUUCAACCGUAUGAAACGAUUCGACGCAUAUAUUUGACGUCAAUGUUGAAUGAUGCUGUAAUCGACUACUGUUCCUUAUCAAGAUUCCAGUUGCAUCAUGGGAAAGCGCGAUGUUCAAAAUCCACUUCCGGUUGUGUGUUUUUUUCAGUCAUGGAGGAACGGAGCAGCAUUGUAAAGACCUCACUUAACAAUGUCUUGGCACAACGAAAGAGCAAGAGUUACCGGCGAUCCAUGCGAAGCUGCGUUGAAGCAACUAAUCUGGGAUACACAUCAGGCCAUCUGACAGCUCUAAGAAUACCAAGAAGUAGAAGAACUCCAAAAUCACGUGAUAUCACAAAACAGGUUGACCCAGACCAAGUGGCACUCCUGGUGAAGAAGGAAUGGGAGCUGUCGUACGUCACACCUUUGUACCAGUUCAGACACACUCAGUUGAAAUCCUAUUCAAAGCACCUAUCAGCUUUCAUUGUAUCAGAGAAGCAACAGGGCCUAGCGAUUGAAGUUGGCCAGGAAUUGGGCUUCAAGGUCAAUUUCUCGGUGGUCCUUGGGUUGGCAGAGACGGAUGAAGAUGCUGAGACGGUUUUCAUACAGAUUCUCUCCAGACAAGUGUUUGCUGCCAAAGAUGAUGCUCAGAAGGUUGUGUGGAGUGGCUGGCUGACCUGCGUCAACGGUGACUUGGAGUAUCUCCGAUCACUACCAUCAGAAUUUGUCAGUUUGCCUUUGCUCUGUACCAGGGGACCAGAGUCUCUCACAGUUUUGGUCAAAUCCUGGUUUGAAAAGACAUUUGACUGUUGCUUUGGCCCUCUUGGUAUCAACUCUACCAACCUCCAGUGGCUCGCAGCCCUGUGGAUUGGGUGCCACCCCACCAUCAACAUCCAAUACCUGAAACUGGUUUGGACCCUCCCAACACUACCCCCUAUGGAUGUUAAGUACACCAUCCACCCACAAGAUGCCUGGGAGCUUUGGGACAGUGUGCGGCAGGAUGACACAACAGAUGUCAGCAUCGAGGAGGUCACCAGGUUCAUCAAAGGGCUGCAGUCACACUUCUUCAGGCACUUCAGGAUAGAAUUGUCCGCUGGGUCACUGAUGCAGGUCUCCACGGCUUUGGGUUCUUCUCACCAUAGUGGAAAAAUCAAGAUUGCAAGCCCUACCUACAUCACCACCAUCCUGCAGCUGCUGACAGAAUGUGCCCUCCUGAAGAUGCCCAUCUAAUCAACAUUUGUGCAUGUAAACCCCACAAUUACUGUCCAUAUGAAAUUAUACUGUUUGACACUUAUAUUCCUGUAAAUAGCAUAAGUACCUGUAUUGUAUGAAAAGGCAAGUGCAUACAUUACAAAAUAACCAUUCCUGCUGCUUUUGUUCUCUAUAGAUAUUAUUCAUUACACGCUAAAAGUGUAGACAUAAUUGUGCUACCGCUUAAAACGGCACAGCACGGUUCUGUCAGUGUGUGGGUGAUAAUUAAGCAAUAAGCCCCGGAGGGUGAUUUAUGGCCAAUAUACCAUGGCUAAGGGCU